Messenger RNA from Neohortaea acidophila, 873 nucleotides. RefSeq lists its product as uncharacterized. Lineage: Eukaryota; Fungi; Ascomycota; Dothideomycetes; Mycosphaerellales; Teratosphaeriaceae. The transcript has a single exon. The coding region runs from base 168 to 698 and encodes 176 amino acids. The record is from RefSeq and is a predicted model, not a curated record.
CUGCCCAUUCACGCCGGCCAUGCCUGCAUUUCUCCGGAGCCGGGCGGUCCGCAUCAUCAUCACGCGCGCCCUCCGUCGUCAGCCUUGUUUCCCCUAGCUCCUUAGCGUCGCAUGCCUAGCGGGCCGCUCCAAGAGAAGCUGCUCCUUUUUAUACGAAAGUCUAAAACAUGCGGCCAAGGCAGCUGUCAACGGGCGCGCAGCAGCGCCCAGCGGCCCAGCCCCCGUCUGUCUACUCUCGCUUUGCCCACGAGCCGGGAUAUGCUUGUCGCGAUCCCUGGUUAGCGUCGUUACGAGGCUCAUGGGGGGAUGAUGAAUCGCCUGACUUUUUUCCUCGACUUCCUUCCCCAUCCGCCUACAUAUACCGCUCUCGCCUCUCUGCCGCCCUCUCCGCCCUGUCGCUCCGUCCCUUGUACAAUAAUUACUUCCCCCUCUCACGAAAGCUGGUCUUCCACUCAUCUCGCCUCUACUCCACCAGCAACUCGGCUCGGCUCUCCGACCCUCGCCUAUCAGCCAGUAUCAUCUCCAGCUACCUCCACCACAGCCUUCACCACGGCGCCCACUACCUUCAAAAUGCCUGCUGUCAGCUUCCCACCCUGCCCAGGCCCGCCGCCAAACCGUCCCCUCCCACCCAUUCCAACGAAAUGAGCGUGCCUUGCAUGCACAUGCGACACGCUACUCUCAUCGCCGACGCCUCCUAAGCACCCUUCGAUUCUCGAUCAACGCGCCACCAUUCGCGUUCACUUGUACUCAUGUCGAGCACCUACUCGCCAUCAUCCAUGCCACUCCUACGACGUGGCAUGCUCUGGCGGUAAUCUUCUAAUGGGGUGCACCAACCCCAUCGAACACGCGCCUGCAACGCUCCUUCCACCGGAU